GCUUGGACCACUCUUUCCCAAUAACACACAUAGACUGAGGCGGAGGGUGGCCGGGUCUCUUCAUCAUGCCUCGCAAAGCAAUCGACUCUCGAAUCCCUGCCCUCAUUCGAAAUGGAAUCCAGGAAAAGAAGCGGACCUUCAUGGUGGUUGUUGGAGACCGCGCAAAAGAUGUCAUCGUCCACCUCCACUACAUUAUGUCCAGUGUCGACAUCAAACAGAAUAAAUCGGUGCUGUGGGCCUACAAGAAAGAUCUCUUAGGUUUCACCAGUCAUCGCAAAAAGCGAGAGACCAAAAUUAAAAAGGAAAUUAAAAGAGGUAUUCGAGAUGCCAAUACCGAAGAUCCUUUCGAACUCUUCGUCACCCUCCACAACAUCCGUUACGUCUACUACAAGGAGACGGAAAAGAUUCUGGGAAAUACUUACGGCAUGUGUAUACUGCAAGACUUUGAAGCCCUCACCCCCAACCUUCUCGCGAGGACCAUUGAAACCGUCGAGGGUGGUGGUCUGGUUCUUCUGCUCUUGAAAGGCAUGAACAGUCUGAAACAACUAUACACCAUGUCCAUGGACGUCCACUCCAGAUAUCGUACUGAGGCCCACGACGAUGUUGUUGCUCGAUUCAAUGAACGCUUUAUCCUCUCUCUGGGCUCCUGCGAAUCCUGUCUUGUCGUCGACGACGAAUUAAACGUCCUUCCAAUCUCGGGUGGAAAAAACGUCCAGGCCCUUCCACCACCAACCACAGAUAGUGAAUCUCUUCCUCCAAACAAGAAAGAGCUCAAGGAAAUUAAAGACAGCCUCAUGGACAGCAAACCGGUUGGCCCCUUGUUGAACCUGGCCAAGACAGUCGACCAGGCCAAAGCUCUCCUUACUUUUGUCGACGCAAUAUCUGAGAAAACUCUGCGUAGCACUGUCACUUUGACCGCUGCCCGUGGUCGAGGCAAGUCUGCCGCACUCGGUGUUGCUGUAGCUGCUGCUGUCGCGCACGGUUACAGCAACAUCUUCAUCACUUCCCCAAGUCCAGAAAAUCUCAAAACGCUCUUUGAGUUUGUUAUCAAAGGAUUUGACGCUCUAGAAUAUAUGGACCACACUGAUUAUACCAUCCUUCAAUCGACAAACCCCGACUACAACAAAGCUGUGGUCCGUAUCAACAUCCACAGGCAGCACAGACAGACCAUCCAGUACAUCCAACCCCAAGAUGCUCACGUCCUCGGACAGGCCGAAUUGGUAGUCAUCGAUGAAGCCGCUGCCAUUCCUUUGCCUCUGGUCCGGAAACUGAUGGGUCCUUAUCUUGUCUUCAUGGCUUCAACCAUCAACGGAUACGAAGGCACGGGACGAUCUUUGUCCCUUAAGCUCAUCCAUCAGCUCCGUGAACAAUCUAGAGCCGGUGCCAAGGCCGCUCUAGACAAUGUUGAGGUCGCCGAUAAAUCCACAGGCAAAGCUGCCAGAGACGGUCAAAACAUGUACACCGGUGGACGGUCACUGAGGGAGAUUACCCUAAGCGAACCCAUUCGUUAUGCUCCCGGUGACGGAGUGGAGAAAUGGUUGAAUAAACUUCUAUGCCUCGAUGCCACGCUGCCCAAAGCAAGGAUGAACACCCAGGGUACACCUCACCCCUCGACCUGCGAAUUGGUUCACGUCAAUCGCGACACUCUAUUCUCUUUCCACCCCGUCUCUGAAAAGUUCCUUCAACAGAUGAUGGCAUUGUACGUCGCAUCUCAUUACAAGAAUUCGCCAAAUGACUUGCAACUCAUGUCCGAUGCUCCAGCACAUCAACUCUUUGUGUUGAUUCCUCCCAUCCAAGAAGGUGCGACCAAACUUCCAGAACCAUUGUGUGUGUUACAGGUCACCCUCGAGGGUCGCAUCAGCAAGCAAUCUGUCAUGAACAGUCUUUCUCGAGGUCAACGGGCAGGCGGUGAUCUAAUUCCAUGGCUUGUUAGCCAACAGUUCCAAGAUUCCGAAUUUGCCGGUCUGUCAGGCAGCCGAGUAGUCCGAAUCGCCACGAACCCCGAGUAUCUCAAUAUGGGCUACGGUUCCCGUGCCCUCGAGCUCCUGACAGAUUUCUACGAGGGAAAAUUCGCCUCUUUGUCAGAAUCUGAGGAUGCAACAAUCCAAGAAAUGGAGCACAUGCCUCGUGUGACCGACGCUGAACUGGAAAAGUCCGAUCUUCUUGAUGACACCGUCCAUGUCCGCGAUAUCAACAAGAUGCCACCACUCUUCAGCAAACUUUCGGAGCGUAAACCUGAUCGACUUGAUUACAUCGGCGUAUCAUAUGGCCUCACCCAGCCACUGCAUAAAUUCUGGAAGAGGGCCUCCUUCACGCCAGUCUAUCUUCGGCAAACACCCAACGAAUUGACAGGUGAACAUUCAUGUGUCAUGCUUCGACCCUUGUCCAACAGUGGAAGCACAGAUUCAUCCUGGCUUAGCGCCUACGCACAGGACUUUCACAAACGCUUUCUUUCCCUUUUAUCCUACCAAUUUCGCACUUUCACCUCUAUCCAAUCUCUUUCUAUCUCGGAAUCAGCUUCACGCGGGAGCAAUAUCACUACUCCGGAUACUGUUGCAUCCCUUGCAAAGUCUGACAUUGACGCUCUCUUCUCGCCAUUCGACCUCGCACGUCUUGACAGUUAUGCAAACAACAUGCUUGAUUAUCAUGUAAUACUUGAUCUCCUUCCCUCAAUCGCCAUGCUCUACUUCACUGGUCGACUGAAGCAGCCGCCCUGCAGUGUUGCACUGUCCGGUGUACAACAAAGCAUUCUUCUUGCUGUGGGACUGCAGAGAAAAGACAUGAGCGACUUAGAGAAGGAACUCAAUCUACCCAACAACCAACUACUGGCAAUGUUUGUUAAGGUGAUGAGGAAAGUCAGUACAGCUUUGAGAGCGGUUGUAAGUCAGGCAAUCGAAGGGGAGAUUCCCGAAAAGAACAACGAGGAAUUCGUCAAUGGAAAAGUUGACCAAGUUGUUGAGCCUCGCAUUCAAGGCAGAGUCGCUGUCCCAGCCGCUCAAGUAGCUGGGUUAGAAGAAGACGAGAUGGACAUUGACCCAGCAAUCCGAGAGAAACAGAAGGCACUCAUUGAUGCCCUCCCUCUCGACAAAUAUGCCAUCUUACCCUCGACCAAUGCGAAUGACGAUGACGAGGCUUGGGCGGAAGCCGAACGGCAGGUCCGUGAUGCUGCCUUAGGAGGCAGCGCAAUCGUCAGCGUUCCCUCGGCUCAUAAAAAGGAAAAGAAGCGAAAGGCCGCAGAAGAGGCAGCGGCCGCCAAUGGUGAUGAUUCGGCAGAAGGUGACAAUGUCGGCGGAAAGAGAAAAGAGAAAAAGUCCAAGAAAGACAGACACAGCAGCAGCGUGGGCACAGGGAAAAAGGAGAAAAGGAAGUAGGAAAGUCAUGGACUACGUACUCUGUAAUUGAAAUGAAGUGUAACGCGACACACGAACAUUGAACAUCCUUUUCGCACAAAGCCUACGAGCUUGACGGAUCAGUCACGUGUGAUAUAUAGAUCUUUCAGAAAAGGAAGAAAGGUAGAA
This is a messenger RNA of Exophiala mesophila, 3518 nucleotides long. RefSeq lists its product as uncharacterized. The transcript has 2 exons. NCBI's taxonomy places the organism in Eukaryota, Fungi, Ascomycota, Eurotiomycetes, Chaetothyriales, Herpotrichiellaceae. Gene Ontology annotation, biological process: rRNA acetylation involved in maturation of SSU-rRNA. Gene Ontology annotation, cellular component: 90S preribosome; nucleolus. The coding region runs from base 66 to 3371 and encodes 1101 amino acids. Gene Ontology annotation, molecular function: 18S rRNA cytidine N-acetyltransferase activity; ATP binding; tRNA binding. The record is from RefSeq and is a predicted model, not a curated record.